This is a messenger RNA of Wallemia ichthyophaga EXF-994, 1440 nucleotides long. Its product is annotated as GPI-anchored wall transfer protein 1. Gene Ontology annotation, biological process: protein localization to plasma membrane; GPI anchor biosynthetic process. The transcript has 2 exons. The coding region runs from base 1 to 1440 and encodes 479 amino acids. The record is from RefSeq and is a predicted model, not a curated record. Gene Ontology annotation, cellular component: membrane; endoplasmic reticulum. Gene Ontology annotation, molecular function: glucosaminyl-phosphatidylinositol O-acyltransferase activity. NCBI's taxonomy places the organism in Eukaryota, Fungi, Basidiomycota, Wallemiomycetes, Wallemiales, Wallemiaceae.
AUGGAUUACAAUCAAGUUAAAAAUCAUUUUAUAAGCGGCAAUUGCGGUAGCUCAGUGUGGAACAUCAACAAUUUAGCCCUCAUUUCGAUAAACUCAUUCCUACUCUACUCGAUUUUGGUUAAGCGGUGGAAACUGAGCGUACUGGCGCAGAGUUGCGUACUUUUCAUACCACAAUUUCUGGCAGUUACGCUGCUUUACACCCAUCUCACGCUAUUCAACAGCUGUCUCCUCGCUGUCACCGCACUCACCGCGCAAUUUCACCGAAUCCCUCAACAACACACAAAACACACAAAACACGCAAACUCUAUUACAUCAUUUGAUUUUGAUAACCAAUCCCGCUGUAACACUCAGCCACCGUCCCCACUCCCCGUACACUCGUCGCUCCAGAUCCAUUUGACAAACAAAUCCUACAUCACCAACUACCGCGGCUAUCUGUUAUUCUUCACCUUCAUAUCCAUCCUAGCUGUGGACUUUAAUGUGUUCCCAAAAGUCCUGUCGAAAACAGAGUCAUUCGGGACGAGUUUCAUGGAUCUAGGCGUCGGGUCUUUUACAUUGGCUUUUGGCUUAGUGGAUGCUAGAUAUCACCUGCUUGGCAAGUACAACACGCGCAAAGUACUUCCACUUGUCGUUCUAGCCAUGAUGAGGCUGAUAUCCGUCACUGUGACCAACUAUCCACAGCACUACUCGGAGUACGGCACCCACUGGAACUUCUUCCUCACUCUAGCUGCUUUGCCGCUGCUGGCGAAGCCACUGACCAUCCUCAACAUCCAUACGCGCAUUCAGUUCUCGUGGAUGGCCAUCGUCAUUGGCUGUGUGUUUCAGCUGGUACUGGCACUCACAUCUCUGCAGCACUGGUCAUUGAAUGCACCGCGCGCAAAUCUCCUCUCUCAUAACAAGGAGGGUCUAGUGAGCAUAGUGGGAUACCUCUGCAUAUACCUCUUCGGGCUGGACAUUGGUCUCUAUUCACUGCCCCAGCACCCAUACGCCUACUUCCGCAACACGCUCACUAAGCCCGUCCAUGCCGACCAGCGGGGAAAGCUGCUGAGUGUGCUGUUCUCCUAUGCGAUUCUGUACUGGUGUGGAUAUGGCGUAGUGCGUGGAUUGAAUAUGGGCGUCUCGCGCAGAAUCGCCAACCUGCCUUAUGUACUUUGGACAGCAGCGUUCAACACCACUUUCUUGACGCUGUUCGUCCUCAUCGAUCUGGUGCACUUCAAGACGCCUGCGCGCCAGUCGCUCGCUGUACCGGGGAUGAUGGGCGCUAUCAACAGCAAUGCCCUGGCUCUGUUCCUAAUAGCAAAUGUGUUCACGGGACUCGUUAACCUCUCCAUGCAAACCAUCUACGCAGGUACGGUAACGUCGCUAGCUGUGCUCGCCGCAUACACCGUCACUCUUCUCUCGAUAGCGUGGAUCAGUCGGGAGAAGAAGCUGCUGCGGCUUUAA